GCCAUCUUCCUCGUCCCUAUCACCCAUCAUCGAACACCCAACCAGUUGGAAGGAGCGCGAUGACGACACCCAACCUCGCAAUGACUGCCGAUGCAAACGCCGCGCCAGCUCUUGGCACAGCCCAGCAUCCUUCUGCCCAGCACACGCGACGCUGGUCUGGGGCAAUUGGGGAAGACAUCGGAAAAUGGCACCCCAAGCAAGUUUGCCACCGGUCGUUGGGGACGAUUUCAACAACGCAACUGCUUGGCACUUUUUGCGCCACCUGACACCAGCCAGUUUUCAGUCACUUUUGACAGUCGAAAAACGCUGCCGACAACGACGAGCGUUGCACGUUCCCGUCAACCUGCCCCACCAACAGAUUUGACCUUCGCCCUCGCAUCUCGCCCAGCACCCACCGCCACCACCCUUGACAGCGCACACCCCGCCCCAGCGUGGUUCCCUGUCACAAUGGACAAGAGCAUGAUUUCCUCCACCACUCCAGGCUGUGCGACGAUGUACCCUAGCAUUUCCAGUGCUGCCGGUCAAGCCAAUGUUGCCACCACGCCAGCACGCCAAGCGAGCCGCAGCAGCAGCAGCAGCAGGAGCCGUGUUGUUGUUGUUGGUAGCAAUCCCACCAGCAUCCCCAGCUCCGCUGUGGACCCCUCGAUGGAGCCUGGUGCACAAGCCACGAUGUUUGCACCAGCAUCUGAUCGUUCUUCGCCCGGCCUGGGUGAUGACGGUGCUUCCCCCGUGCUGUCGCUGCCGACAUUCUCAUCUCUGCCGCCUCUCACACUGAGCAACGUGCCAUCGCCAACAAGCUUCACUGACCUGUCCCUUGAUCUGUGGUCCCCACAGGGUCCUUCCGCACAGCAGAGCCUACCGCUUGAUGCAGCCCUCGUCACAAGUUUGCUCGACGACAAUAAGUUGUUCGACCUUCCACCGAUCACCGGCAGCGAUGACGAUGAU
Molecule: messenger RNA, 945 nt
Organism: Salpingoeca rosetta
Lineage: Eukaryota; Choanoflagellata; Craspedida; Salpingoecidae
Exons: 6
Source: RefSeq, a predicted model, not a curated record